Dicrocoelium dendriticum is the source of this 514-nucleotide messenger RNA. The record is from the annotation of a GenBank genome assembly. Lineage: Eukaryota; Metazoa; Platyhelminthes; Trematoda; Plagiorchiida; Dicrocoeliidae.
CCACUCUAACAUGGCAUCGGAAUUGGAGGCUUACGUUGGCCGGAUGGUCAAUGUGAUCACAUCUGACGGACGGACGAUCGUGGGCACAUUGAAAGGCUUUGACAACGUGAUCAAUCUGGUCCUCAAAGACUGCCAGGAACGAGUAUUCAGUCCGACAGAUGGUGUAGAACACGUUCCCCUCGGCUUAUUCAUUAUUCGUGGUCAAAAUGUGGCUGUGGUCGGUGAAUUGGAUGAAGAUCUUGAUCGGCGUAUCGAUUUUUCGGCGUUACGUGCUGAACCUCUAAAUCCCAUUGUACACUAGCCUGUUGUGUUUUGAUCAGAUGCUUUUUAUACACUCUAUUGCCACAACCUUCAAGUUGGUGGUGUCCUUAUGAUUUUUCUUAUUUGCCUUAUCCUGGAUAGGGGAAAUCCUUAGUUCUUGCUGAUGCCUGUUUGAGUUUUGAAACCACUUCUUCCUUUCAAAACAUUCGGGCGCAUUGUUGAUCCGUUAGCCUCAUUACAGUUGCCUACAGGA